AUGUCAGGAAAAGUGUUCAGCCUGGCUCUGCUGCUCUUCAUGCUACAGCUGGAGAGAGGAGAUCAUCUGAGAAGCCCUCAUCCCGACAUCCCCGAUAAAGACCUGUUCUGGGGUGCGGACCAAUAUGACUUUGCUGUGGUGUUGCCGGCCACUGCGCUGGAGUGUUUCUGGCACUUUGCGCACCAUGGCGAGCACUUCUACCUCAACUUCAUGGUUCAGUGGGUGACGGGCGUGGCCAAUGACAGACACCUUUCCGUCACCGUCAACUCCCCAAAAGGGCUACUGCUGAGCAAGGUCGAUGAUUCCACCGGUCAGAUUGGAUUUGAUGCAGAGGAGACAGGUUUCUAUCAAAUGUGCUUCAGCAAUUUUCACAAUCGCUUCGGCAGCAUGCAGGUGUUUAUGAGCUUUGGAGUGUACUAUGAUGGACAGGUAGAUGCCGACAGACAGAAAGAGGAAGAGAAGAAGAAGAAAGAGGAAACCAACAAACAGCUUAAUGACACACUGACGACGAUUGAAGACAGCUCAGUCAAAGUGCAGGGUCUUGUUUUCCACAUGUGGCGUCAUUACAACUUUGGGCGUAUGAGGAGGGGAGCGGACUACUACCUGCUCCUGUCCAAUGGAAACUACGUGAGGUACUGGUCUGCAGCCCAGAGCAUAGUCAUCAUCCUGGCUGGGUACCUGCAGCUCUUUUUCCUAAAGAGACUCUUCCACACCAAAACCACCACAGAGACGGACAAGCCACGCUGCUGA
This is a messenger RNA of Chanos chanos (milkfish), 750 nucleotides long. It is a transcript of the gene tmed6, whose product is annotated as transmembrane p24 trafficking protein 6. The transcript is spliced from 4 exons. The coding region runs from base 1 to 750 and encodes 249 amino acids. The record is from RefSeq and is a predicted model, not a curated record. Lineage: Eukaryota; Metazoa; Chordata; Actinopteri; Gonorynchiformes; Chanidae.